Hibiscus syriacus is the source of this 573-nucleotide messenger RNA. RefSeq names its product probable disease resistance protein At4g14610. Gene Ontology annotation, molecular function: ADP binding. The coding region runs from base 1 to 573 and encodes 190 amino acids. The transcript has a single exon. Lineage: Eukaryota; Viridiplantae; Streptophyta; Magnoliopsida; Malvales; Malvaceae. The record is from RefSeq and is a predicted model, not a curated record.
AUGCAAAGGCGUAUGUUGAAGAGAUUUGGCAAUGCUUGCUGGAUGAUGAGGUUCGGAAGAUGGGAGUUUGGGGGUUGGGUGGCUUUGGGAAAACAAGCAUAUAUACGAAAGGUUAUAAACAAUCAACUCUUAAAAGAGACAGGGAAGUUAUAUAUUGUGAUUUGGGUCACUGUAUCCAAGCAGAUGAGCAUUCCUAAACUACAGAAAGACAUUUCAAGUAAACUCGGAGUAACUUUUUCCGGUGAUGAAGAUGAAAUAACAAGGGAAAGCAUGUUGUUUGAAACUUUUUCUCGAAAGAGUAGGUUUGUGAUGAUCUUGGAUGACCUAUGGGAGAAGAUUUCCUCUGAGAUUAUAAGAAUUCCUGACCUGUGUACCGGUAGUAAAUUAGUGUUGACAACGCGAUCAUUGGAUGUGUGUCGGCAGAUGGGUUGUAAAGUGAUUAAAGUAAACCCUCUUGAGGAAAGGCAUGCAUGGAACUUAUUCUUGGAUAAAGUACGUGUGGAUAUUCUAAAUAUUCCAGUAUUAGAAGCAGUUGCAAAAUCAAUUGCUAAUCGUUGUGCGGGUCUAUCCUGA